Molecule: messenger RNA, 4449 nt
Organism: Protopterus annectens (West African lungfish)
Lineage: Eukaryota; Metazoa; Chordata; Ceratodontiformes; Protopteridae
Gene: PTPN3
Product: protein tyrosine phosphatase non-receptor type 3
Exons: 28
Coding region: 351-3131 (926 amino acids)
Biological process (GO): protein dephosphorylation
Cellular component (GO): cytoplasm; cytoplasmic side of plasma membrane; cytoskeleton
Molecular function (GO): cytoskeletal protein binding; protein tyrosine phosphatase activity
Source: RefSeq, a predicted model, not a curated record
GGCUCUGACAUCACCUUGUGGGAGGUUCAAUGGCUACUGCUAAAGACAAUGUUAGAAGAAACUACCCGUAACUUCUACAGAAGUGUAGUAGUCGUGACGUCAGCAUUUAAGAGACAGCUACAGUGUUUUCAAAGGUGGGACACCUUGAUUUUCAGACUUAAACCCAAAUAGUACGGAAAGGGAGGAUGGCCGGGAGUUGAAACGGUCGAAUUAAUAAUUUCGGCAGUGGAGAUUUAUUUGCGCAGGAUUAGCUAACAGGGGUGCAAGGAGACAGCAGGAGGUGGGGACACAGAAUAAAAGUUGUGUUCUCAGACUGGAUAAAAAAGCAUAAAGGAUAUUGAAUAUUCGUUAUGAACUCCCGACUUCGUGCAUUGGGCGGGAUGAAAAACUAUAUACGAGUUUCAGAGCUGCAAAAAGACAAACAUCGAUCUGGGGAUGUCUGUAUGGUUCACUUCAUGGAUGACUCUAUACAAGGUUUCAGGGUUAAUAAACAGGAUACUGGCCAGGUUUUGUUGGAUAUGGUCUACAGCCACUUGGGAGUGAUGGAGAAAGAAUACUUUGGUUUGUUGUACACUGAAGAGUCUGUCACUUCUCCCAGAUGGCUGGAAGCUGGUAAACUGAUCAGAAAACAGCUAAAAGGAGGAUUUCCAUGUUCUCUUCAUUUUCGAGUGAGAUUUUUUGUACCAGAUCCCAACUUGCUGCAGCAGGAGCAGACAAGGCACUUGUACUUUCUACAGUUGAAAAGUGAUAUUCUAGAAGGGCGAUUAAGCUGUCCCAUGAACUCUGCUGUUGUGCUGGCUUCAUAUGCUGUACAGUCUGAAAUCGGAGACCACAUUCCUGAUCAGCAUCAUCCAGGUUAUCUCUCAGAUUUCAGCUUCUUACCAGAUCAGAAUGAAGAUUUCCUUACUAAAGUAGAAUCAUUACAUGAACAGCACAGAGGACUCUCACAGUCAGAGGCAGAAUCCUGCUACAUAAAUACAGCAAGAACGUUGGAUUUCUACGGUGUAGAACUGCACGGUGGUAGAGAUUUGCAUGAUCUAGAACUUUCCAUUGGCAUUUGCUCAGGAGGCAUUGCAGUGUACAGAAAAAGAAUAUGCACAAGUUUUUACAAUUGGGGAAAUAUUGUGAAGAUUUCUUUUAAAAGAAAAAAGUUUUUCAUUCAUCUAAAGCAUAAACAAGGGUACUCCAGAGAAAAUGUUGUCAGCUUCAAUAUUCCAAACUACAGAGCAUGUAAAAACCUGUGGAAGUCUUGUGUGGAGCAUCAUACGUUCUUUCAGUUUAAGAAGUCACUGUCACAGGAUAAACGAAGUUCAUCUAAUUACUGGACAAUUAGUGCAAAAAGCCAGAACAAAACAGGAGGGUUGAACAGUCAGUUUUGCAAAAAAGUAAUGGGAGGAAUGGUUUGGAAUUCCAAUCUGAGAAGAUCGUUAUCUGCUGAACAUUUGGAAACCAAAAGUCUGCCAUCUCGCUCACCUCCAAUGACACCCAAUUGGCGGAGUCCUAGAAUGCGUCAUGAGAUGCACAAGCCGCACCAUUCUUCUUUUGAUAACUUGGCAAGUGAAAUGGCCUACAUCACUGAAACAGAAGAUGUCUUUUAUACGUACAAGGGAUCAUUAAAUUCAAAGGACAGUGACACAGAGUCAACUCCACAUAACAGCAUACGUCGAAGAUCAUCUGAACGUGAUUCAUUAAGGAAAGGGUAUGACAGUAGCUCACUUCAGACUUCAUCUGAAAGAACAGGAGAUGGAACUGUUCCAAGUUCUCCAAAUGGCAUGAGUAAUGUAGCAGUGGGACCAAAUUCAUUAGAAGGUGUGACUACACUGUCAGAGGACUUGAAUGGAUCCAAAAUGAAAAUGAUAGAAGACUCCAGAAAAGACAGGAACAGCAAGAAUUUAGCUGGUGAUCGAGAUUUACUUUUGAUACGUAUUACACCAGACAAGGAUGGGAAAUUUGGCUUUAACCUAAAGGGAGGAGCAGACCAAAAAAUGCCUCUUGUAGUUUCCAGAGUAACGCCUGACUCACCGGCUGACAUAUGUACACCUGCACUAAGAGAAGGUGAUCAGAUAGUUCUUAUUAAUGGAAGGGACAUUUCAGAGCACACCCAUGACCAAGUUGUAAUGUUUAUUAAAGCCAGUCGAGAGUCCCACACCAAAGAACUUGCUGUUUUGGUCAGACGAAAAGUCACUAGGCCUGUUAUUGACAAGACGGAUGAUGAGGCAGACUUUCAGUCUUCACCUGAAUAUCUUCCUCCCCCACCUCUUCAUCAUGGCGAUACAUUAGAGGAAUCUAUGGAACAGCUGAAAAGAGGACUGGAAAGUGGAACAGUACUCAUGCAGUUUGAGCAACUUUAUAAGAAAAAGCCAGGCAUGAGUAUGACAUGUGCAAAGUUACCUGAGAAUAUGGAUAAAAACAGAUACAAAGACAUACUGCCAUAUGAUGAUACAAGAGUUAUCAUUUCUGGAAGUGAAGAUUAUGUCAAUGCCAACCAUGUAAAUAUGGAAAUUCCUUCUGCAGGAAUUGUAAAUCGGUACAUUGCAAGCCAAGGCCCUCUUCCCAGUACUUGUGCAGUUUUCUGGCAGGCAGUGUGGGAGAACAUGUCAUCUCUUAUUGUCAUGUUGACUACCCUAACAGAAAGAGGCAGAACAAAAUGUCACCAAUACUGGCCUAAUCCACCUGAAGUAGAAGAAUAUGGCAAUUUCCGUGUGUCGUGUUUAUCUGAAGAUUGUACCAUUGCAUAUGUUUUCAGGGAAAUGACAGUUACAAACAUUGGGACGGGAGAAGAACGAUCUGUAACACAUCUCCAGUAUGUCGCUUGGCCCGACCAUGGUGUUCCUGAUGAUUCAACAGAUUUUCUGGAUUUUGUAACUUGUGUGAGACAGAAGAGAGUCAAGGAUGAGCCAGUAAUUGCUCAUUGCAGUGCUGGAAUUGGUCGCACUGGUGUUCUUAUUACCAUGGAAACAGCUAUGUGUUUAAUUGAAAAGAACCAACCUGUUUACCCACUGGAUAUUGUACGAAUAAUGAGAGACCAGCGUGCUAUGAUGGUGCAGAAUUCAAGCCAGUACAAAUUUGUGUGUGAAGCUAUUCUGCGAGUUUAUGAGGAAAGCAAAACCCAGCUAAUGGAUUCCAGCUAACAUACCACAAGAAAGAGAAGGAAUCAAUACUGCUUUAAAUUCCAUUCAUAGGGAAAGGUGCUCAACCAAGACCCGACCUAGAGUUAGAGCAAAGACUUGCUGGCCAAGCACAUUUGAACUGAGGCACUUUAAAUCCUGUAGAAAUUAUUGUAACUUCAUGCAUAAAUAAUUUAAGCACUAUAAAGUACCUCCUCCUCUGCUUUUUUCCUCUGUAAAGUUUUUUUUUUGUUCUUUGUGUUUUGUAUUGUCCUAGAUGCAUUUUCUUGAAGACUUAUUGUGGCCCUAAUAUUCUCAUUUGGAAUACUUGAGUGAACCCAACAGUAUUCUUACCAGAACAAUAAUAGUUUCCUUUUAAAGAAUUACAAACAUAGCAUAGACUUAUUUAUUUUCUCCAUCACACGCUGAAAGAAAGGAGUUCAAGAGCUUUCUAUUGAUUUGAAAUGUGCAGGAACCAAAACUAAAAACUUGAGAAUAAAGCCUGAUUUUGGCAGGCUGUUGAUUUGUUUUUUGGUUACAAGAAUAAGUUAGGCAAGGCAAGAAUAAUUUUUCACAGGAAGGCAUUUUUUGAGCGUUUCCUGUUAUGGAUGCCCAGUUUUACUAGUUCUUUCGUCAACAGCUAUUCUGUAAAUGUUGCUGCUACAUAGGACUCUGAUCUUUACUGAGGUACUUGCUGUCACUGGUGCAUUAGAGCAACUAAAUCUCUGCAAGUGUGUCUCAUAUAAUAUGACAGGCAUUUUCCUGAACAGGAUAGUGAACCAUUUUAAAUAACUUGGUUAGAUGGGUGUGCUUGCAUUGUGGCUAUAUAUAAAUUCGGCUGCAUGGCAGUAUAUGUAAACUGUGAAUGGGCCACUAUCCUUGGACAAAAUCUAUCCUGGGAGUACCAGGAUCAGUGGAUCCAUAGCACUAGGACUAGGUCCAACAGGAGCUGAAAGCAGACAUUAAGCCUCUUGAAAUUAUGAUCCUUAAUCCCCCUGCUGCAUUGUUUAGCUCUGUGUCUGUGAUUUGUAUAUAGAAUCUUGCAAGCCAAAACAGAAGCUAUGGACAGGAUUGGAUGAGGAGAUGGACAGUCUGUCACAGGCAUAUAAGCAGAUAACUCAAAGGAGCUAUAAAAAGACUUUGUUUAAAAAAAUAUUAAAAUAAACAUAAAAACAGAAUAAUUCUUAACAUGUUUUUUGCACACGUGCAUAUGCAAAUAGUGCACAGAGUUCAUGUUGCAUUCCUAGUUGUGUAUGACAUAAUUAAACGUCCUCUGUAUGUUAGGACUGAAUACGGGAAAAUGUUUCUGUAAUUUUGAUUAAAUUCCAGAAUGCUGAGCGAU